CUCAUCCCUUCCCCUCACUCUCUCCCACGUCUCUCUCUUGCUCUCUUCCUUUCACCUGGUUUCACCACCUCAAAAACCACCACCCCCUUUCAGAAACAAAGAGUGAAAGCUAGAAAGAAAAGCAUAUCAAGGAGAGGAAGAGGAAGAAGAAGGAGGCAAAGGGGGUGCUGCCAAUUUCCGUCCAGCAGCGAGACAGCCUGUGAGAAGGACGAUUCCGGACAAUCAAACCGUUGGAUCGUCCUGAGAUUUGUAGGUUGGGUUUCAUACUUCUUUGGCUACGAUUUAACCGUUGGGAUCAUCGAUAUGAUCUCUGGUUCAUUGAGGAAAGUCGCUGGACAGAAGGGGUGCGAUACUGUUUUUCUGUAGCAGGACAGCAGAUUAGAGGUAAGGAUCAAGCCGGGGGCUCAUCCAAAGGCAAGGGCAUAGCCGAGUGAAGACAAAACUGUGAGUAGAUUCUAAUCUUAGAUCUACUUCAACAUAAUCACAGUAUCCGGGUCAUGAAGUGGCCCGAAUACAUAUCGGGGUCAUGAAGAGGCUCCGGUAUAAUAUGGGAAUUUAUGGG
Molecule: messenger RNA, 562 nt
Organism: Linum tenue
Lineage: Eukaryota; Viridiplantae; Streptophyta; Magnoliopsida; Malpighiales; Linaceae
Source: the annotation of a GenBank genome assembly